Messenger RNA from Cucurbita maxima (winter squash), 2213 nucleotides. RefSeq names its product protein WHAT'S THIS FACTOR 1 homolog. Bases 68 to 1267 code for a protein of 399 amino acids. NCBI's taxonomy places the organism in Eukaryota, Viridiplantae, Streptophyta, Magnoliopsida, Cucurbitales, Cucurbitaceae. Gene Ontology annotation, molecular function: RNA binding. The transcript is spliced from 2 exons. The record is from RefSeq and is a predicted model, not a curated record.
AUUUCUGUAAAGGUCCGUUGCGAGUUGCGAAAGCUAGCCGUAGCCGAUCCAACAACGAUUGCUCGGUAUGCUCUCUACGCCCUAUGCGCUCUUCUCAUAUCUGCGCAGCUUCAAAUCUGCUCAGUCUUCUUUCGUAAGGCGAAAAUUCUUCUUACAGAUCAGAGCCGUUUCGAGUUUGAAGGUUAUUUGGCGCAAGGAUUCCAGAUUGGACGAAGCCAUUGAGAACGACAAGCGGUACAAGCUAUGUGCGCGGGUUGUGAGGGAAGUUCUCAACGAGCCUGGACAGGUGAUUCCACUUCGAUAUCUGGAGAAACGACGACAGAGAUUGCGUCUCAAUGUGUCAAUCAAGACGUUUAUGAGUUUUAAUCCGGGUUUGUUGAAUACUUACUGUGAUAGAAUCAAACCUAAAUCUGAACCCGUCCUGUUCUUACGCCCGAGCGACCGGCUUAGGGGGUUUCUCGAAGAGGAGAAGAGGAUUACGAUGGAAAACGAAGCGUUGCUCGUUUCGAAAUUGUGCAAGUUAUUGAUGAUAUCGAAGGAUAAACUGCUCAGUGUCGAUAAAUUAGUGCAUGUUAAGCGGGAAUUCGGGUUUCCAAAUGAUUUUUUGGUCAAUUUGGUGCCGAAGUACCCUGAAUAUUUUCAGAUAAUUGGAAGUCCUGGAGACGAAAAAUCGUUUCUUCAAUUGGUUUCUCGAAACCCUAACUUCGCGAAAUCAGUGAUUGAGAGAAGAGCCGAGGACGAAUCCAUAUCGACAGGCAUUCAAAUUCGACCCAAUUUCAACUACAAUCUUCCUCCUGGAUUCUUCUUAAGAAAGGAAAUGAGAGAAUGGGUUAGAGAUUGGUUAGAACUAGAUUACAUAUCGCCGUACGAGGACGUGUCCCAUUUGGCCCAAGCUUCGCCGGAGAUGGAGAAGAGAACAGUAGGAAUUUUUCACGAGUUGCUAUCACUUUCAUUGUUCAAGAGGAUUCCAGUGCCAAUAUUGGGAAAAUUUAGUGAUGAGUACCGGUUUUCAAAUGCAUUUUCCAGUGUGUUCACAAGGCAUUCUGGGAUAUUUUAUUUGUCUUUGAAAGGUGGGAUUGAGACUGCGAUGCUUCGAGAGGCAUAUAAGGGUAGCCAGUUGAUUGAUUGUGACCCAUUGCUUGAAAUAAAAGAUAAGUUCGUGGAGUUGUUGGAAGAAGGAUGGAGGGAGAGAGCUGAGCAGCGAAGGCAGCAGGCAAAACAAGUGAGGAACGACAUGGAAUUCAUGGCUGCAAGAGCUGACGCUUAAAGGGCUGAAUUUAUGAUGAGGAUGACUUUUCAGCUUGGAUUGCACAACUUAAUGUAGAGCUAGAAUUGAUUCAUUUUGAGACUGUUGUGUCUCGCUUCAUUUCAGCUGCCAUUAACAUUCAGAAGAGGUAUAACUUUCUUUUGGGAACAUUUCUGAAUUAAUGUAAUUCCAACGUUUGGUUCCACAAUGACAAUCAGCUAAUGAACUCUGCUCUAAUCAGUGUAAAAAAAUUUCUAGGUUUCUUGAUGAUCGCUCGAAGAUGUAAUGCACACAUCUCCGUCUCAUUAGUUAACGAUGGUUUAAUGUCCAAUCUUCAGGAAAUCACCCUAUCCAGCAACUCUGCCAAGUGCUAAAUGGUCUAGCAGUGGAAUGUUCAAAUUAGCCUUCAAGCAAAGUAAACGGAUGGCCUAUUGAACCCUGCUUGAAAUUCUGUGUCCAAUUUCCCUCGUGCCAAAUCCUCAUUAGUCACCUCAUACCCAACAUUAGAAAUUUGCUGCAAUGGUUCCCAAAUUCAUUAAGCAGCCUAAACCAUUCAUCAUGGUAGGUAGUAUAGACCAUUAUAUCUAUGUGAAGUACAUUAUUAUUCAGGUUGGAUUUGGUCUUGCUAAUAAUCUAGUAUCGAUGGAAUGACUUCUACACAUCUCUUGCAUGUUGCAAGGAAACUUAUUGUCCUAUUCUUUAUAUGCUUCUUAGUGAGGUGACACUUCAUUAUUGUAUGCAAAACAAAUUGACGGAGCACAUUUAUAUUCUGAUACUAUAUCGUUCAUGUGACAAAUGAUGCAAGGAAAAAAAGGUUGGAAGUUUUCACUGGAUGGAAAAUCUUCUCAUCUGAGUACUAAGAACAAUUUUUUUUAAAUGGAUCUCCAACCCCGAAAUUCAUUCACCCUUAGAAGCAUUAAAAUAAGUACUUUAUUUUCUCUGAGAGUUCAUCUUGCUUAUCUCGUUU